Molecule: messenger RNA, 741 nt
Organism: Cyprinodon variegatus (sheepshead minnow)
Lineage: Eukaryota; Metazoa; Chordata; Actinopteri; Cyprinodontiformes; Cyprinodontidae
Gene: rnasekb
Product: ribonuclease, RNase K
Exons: 3
Coding region: 141-446 (101 amino acids)
Molecular function (GO): RNA endonuclease activity
Source: RefSeq, a predicted model, not a curated record
GAAAUAACCGAGAAAAGCCGAACGUCGGAGAUCAGCUGACUGUGCCGCUCCGUCCUUCAAUGGAUCGUUUCUGAUUUGUUUUGAUAAUCCGACAGAAAAUAGGAUUAAAUUAAUCGAUCGGUUGCUCGGUGAACGCGGACAUGCCGUCGCUUCUGUUCUGCGGGCCGAAGAUGGCCGCCUGCGGGAUGGUGAUCAGCAUCUGGGGGGUCAUCAUGCUGGCGAUGUUGGGGAUCUUCUUCAGCGCCAAGUCAGCCGUUCUGAUCGAAGACGUCCCAUUCACCGAGGAGGACAUACUGAACGAUAAGAACCCCCCUCAGGCGAUCUACGCCCUCUACAACAGGGUGGGCAUCAACUGCUUCAUCGCCGCCGCCAUCUACGUGGCGGUGGGCGCCAUCUCACUCUGCCAGGUGCGGCUCAACAAGCGGCAGGAGUACAUGGUGACAUAAGGAGCCUCAGCAUGACCUCUGACCCCCUGAUGAAAGCUCCCACCCCCACCUGCAGUCUCAGAUUAAUUCCUGGUUAAAGAAGGGGGCGGAGUCAGGCUGGAUAAUUUAUUGUGAAUUGAAUUGUGUUUCAUGUUGAUAUUUGUUGUUGUUGGAUGAAGUGUUGCAUCUUUCUUCCUGUUGGACGAGACCAAACCUUCCUGGAUUCCUGUCCUCCCAGUCACUGUAACUGGGACUAGUGGUGAAGACGUGUAAAAGUCCUGGAUGUUCCUUUCCAAUAAAGUUUGAAUGUGAUUAA